AAUUCCUUUUUUUUUUCAACCAUUAACCUAAACCCAUUUUACACCUUCUGCUAAACAACAAAACGAUGUAUUUUUAAUGAGAGGAACCAACAUAAUUUGACUUUGGAAGUUUGAAGUGAUAUUUUAAUUCGCUUAACAAAAAAGAUAAGGGCAGUGGGGACUGGGGGAACACAAAGAGACGAUGGAGUGAAAUUGCUUCAGACAGAAAAUUCAACAAUCAGGCAACAUUGCUUCAAGUUCCCGCAAAAUCUUUUGAAUUUCCCGCCAAAGAGGGGGAGAAAGGCCCACCAAAAUCAACCGUCACUUUCAUAAAUGGAACUGUCAUUGGGAAGAAAGUAUUUUUUAUUCGUCAUUGAGCCCAAGCUCCUAAGCUUUGGAAAUAAAUUAAAUUAAAUGCCCUGUUGUCCUUUAUUUCUUUUAAAUAAAAUGUAAAUUUUUAUAAUAUUAAAAUUAUCUGUUUAUCAUUAUCCUCGAUAAAAAUCCAAUGCUUCACAACUAUGUAGCCAGCAGCAGGAUGCAUACCAAUACCAAUAGAAAGAGUAACCUCGGAAUGAUGUGAAGAUACCUGAGAUGGAGCUGGGCUGCUGGAGAGUGGAGGAAGAGAGAGUAGUGGCUAGAUCUGGACCGUCGGCAGCGGUUGGAGUGGCUGGAGUCUGGACCACCUGCGAGGAGUGGAGCUCAAGCCUUAACGACCCAAGCAGAGGAGGUCCGGCGCGGUGCAGCAAGCAGAGGGGUCCGGCACAGUGCAGAGCAGCAAGCAGAGGGGUCCGGCACAAUGCAGAGCAGCAAGCAGAGGGGGUUCGGCACAAUGCAGAGCAGCAAGCAGAGGGGGUUCGGCACAGUGCAGUGCAGCAAGCAGAGGGAGUCCGGCACAGUGCAGAGCAGCAAGCAGAAGGGGUCCGGCACAGUGCAGUGCAGCAAGCAAAGGAGGUCCGGCACAGUGCAGCAAGCAGAGGGGGUCCGGCACAGUGCAGUGCAGCAAGCAGAGGGAGUCCCACACAGUGCAGAGCAGCAAGCAGAGGGGGUCUGGCACAGUGUAGUGCAGCAAGCAAAGGGGGUCCGGCACAGUGCAGUGCAGCAAGCAGAGAGGAGUCCGGCACAGGAGCAGAUCUGCAAGUUGCAGCUAACAGCUUUGACAGCAGCUCCAGGAGCAGAUCUGUAGCAGCUCCAACAUAGAUAUGUAGUAGAUCUGUAGCAGCAAGAAAGGGAGAGGAAGGUUGAAGGUGAGGUGAGACUUGAGAGGUUGAUUGUUCGGCAGAGACCAAGAGUGAGUGAGGGAUUGUGGCUACGUGCGUGAGUGACAGAGGGAGGAGAAAAAGAGGGGAAAUGAAUAAAGUUAAAGUUAUGAA
Rubroshorea leprosula is the source of this 1349-nucleotide messenger RNA. Lineage: Eukaryota; Viridiplantae; Streptophyta; Magnoliopsida; Malvales; Dipterocarpaceae. The record is from the annotation of a GenBank genome assembly.